This is a messenger RNA of Oldenlandia corymbosa var. corymbosa, 4592 nucleotides long. NCBI's taxonomy places the organism in Eukaryota, Viridiplantae, Streptophyta, Magnoliopsida, Gentianales, Rubiaceae. The record is from the annotation of a GenBank genome assembly.
GGAGCUGUUGAUGCUAUUUAUUUGGUGGUGAAGGAAAACAAAAAAAUUCCAAGGGAAGAAAAAAAAUGUUGGUGGCUAACAGUUUUGAUCUCUGGCAAAGGGACACCUUUUUCUCUGCAGCUGAGGAAGUUCAGCAAUCUGUUGAUAUAAUGGAAUCAGCUCAUAGAGCAUGGCUGCGAGAGAGAAAAGAAGGAAUGAGACCUCAGUUUUGGGAUGACUUAUCCAGGGAGCUUCAGAUGGCUUUAGGCACUGCAAAAUGGCAGUUGGAAGAGUUUGAGAAAGCUGUUCGGUUGAGCUACAGAAGAAGUGCUGAUGAAAUUACUGUGAUCAGGCAUAAGCAGUUUGUCUCUGUCAUGCACGAACAAAUAUCUCGUGUUGAAGAAUCAUUGAGAGAAGCAUUUGAUGGGGAUGGUAAGCAGCCCCUUCGGUGGGUAAAUUUGGAUGAUGAGGAACGUGAUGAUUUAGCCCUCUUUCUUACUGGGACUCUUGAGAGCUCACAAACCAUGAAUCAUGGUGCUGAAAAGGUUGGAUCAACCAAAAGCGGUUCUCCCCAGAAAAGGACAAGAAAACACUUAAAUGGUAGCACUGAAGUUAAUGCCGGAGUACAAACACAAAAACUGGCCACUUUUGGAGCUAACAACGUUGCUAGCUACAUUGACGACUUAGAUGUGAAGCGAAGUCCAGGAGCAAGGGAUAAUGUCAGUUGUCAACCAGAUAUUCAUUCAGGAGUACUGGAAAUUGUCAUUGAUAAAAGGGAUGUACCUGGGGAAACAUUGCCGCCAAAAAUUGAAGCCACGCCAAAAGAGAAAGGAUUUAAACCUGGCUUUUGGAGGCUCAAUCGUGAAGAUCUUCCUCAAAUUAAAGGAGGAAUGUUGAGCUUCACUCAUUGGCAAAGGAUCCAUCGGCUGAAUCAGUUCUUUGGACGAGGGGCUAGAAGUCUGAGACAAGUACAAAAUCAUCAGAUGCCACCCAAUGUUUCAAUACGAUUCAUUCUUAUGUUUAUGCUUGCGAUCUUUCUAGUUGGUAAGCUUAUGUUCUGAUCCUUCUUUUUAUUAAACGUGAUGAUGCUCUGUGAUUAUGUAAAUUUUCUUAUUCGCAACUGUGAUUGCAUUCAUCUCUCUGCGUCCUAUUUGUUAUGUAAAGUGAUGAAUUGCAUAACAAGCUGAAGGAAAGUGAUUUGUUUUGCUAUGAUGAGUAAGGUUAUUUGACAACUUGUGUUGGACUUUUUUUGGGAUAGCUGAUAAGAGAAUUGCCUUAGUCGCAUUAACGGAAUUUAUUUUUACCUUCACUUAAAAUAGAUAUUUUAAAAUAAGCCCUGAAGGAAAAGGAUAGUCAGGAGGAGUGCUUUUCGAUUCUUUUUUCAGAACAUGAAGGGAUUUUGUUAGGAUUUUAAUGGUUGUAUGAUUGUGAACCUAGCUAUUGACGAUUAAAGAUUAGUACUUUAAUUAAAGUGGUGCUUAUCCAUAUGUGAAUCUGUGAAAAGGAUUCCAGCUUAAUAACAGGAAUUGGCACUUAUCUUAGUUUAUUUUUUCUGAGAACCACACUUUUGAUUAGAUGUAAUGCAGUGAGCAUUAUGUUGCUUAUGUAGAGAGUUGAUAGUUACCUGAAACAGCUUGAUAUGCGCUGAAAAGGCCCAUCAAACUUGAUUGCGUCUUCUUUGGAGUACCGUAUUAUAGGUCUGAGGAUACACACUAGCUGCAAUCUAAUCUAUUUUGGAGUUGAUCCUUAAUAUGUCUACAUUGUCUUAUUGCUAAACAUUGUUUGUGGGAAAUAUGAUGAGACACCUAUGUUAGAGGUAGUAAUUGCAUGCGGAUGGACUGAGAUGUUGAAUUCUUUUCACCAAUCACCAUAACGGAUGCAAUUGAAAUCAUAUGAAGGUGUUGGUUAGUCAAACUUGGCCUAUUUAACUAGUCUUUGAAUUGGCAUUUAACAUAGUGGGAGAUGAUAUUAUUUCCAAGAACAAGCAGUAUUAUGAUCUUAGCGUAUUGAAUUCUUGAGAUUUUACCCUGACCUUUAGGCUCAGGAAGUACUUGACCACACCAUUCUAUGAGUGAUUUUUUGAAGUUGCUGUUUUUUACUUUGCACCACAAUGCUAAAUGCUUUUCCAUGUAUUCUGCAGUGCCUUUCCUAGUUUAUUCCAAUUAAGGGGUAGUUGAAAUCGAUUGAGCCAAGGAAGAAAAACAGGUGAAUUUCUAGAACUUUGAGGAAACUUUAAUUUACAUUCUACACUCCUGAAAAUUGUCUAGAUCAUCAGUUGUUUAUACUUAAAAGAGAUGCUGUAGCACACACAUUUUCCUUGGUGGCGCUGUGUACUUAUGGUUGAUGAAACUUCUUGUAAUGCUGAAUCAAGUAUGGUUACAGGUUUUUCACAUUAUGUUCAUGUGUUUUUUUAGAUUUUUUACUCUUUUUAUUUUUUAUUUUCUGGUUUAAGCAACUCAACAUGCUCUAUGUUUGUCAUAGCUCUCUGAUAAACUUAGCUGAAAAUGUUCGAAACGUAUAAAAUUUAGUGAUUAAUAAUGUAAUACGGCCAUGCUGCUCAAAGAGAGUAACUAUCUUUGGUUCUCUGCUAAGAAUUGUACUUUUGGCGUGUAAGAGUCUUUCGUACAACCUGAUAUUAUUGAAUCUAGGGUUUGCAUGUAAAAGAAAACCUGUUAAUGCCUUUUCUUGCAUAAGUUUAUAGUAAUGAUAUUCUGAACCAUCUGUAUUGAGACUGUUACUUAUGGUUUUCAGGUACAAUUAAAGAAUCAUUUGAUCACCAAAAAGGGUUCUUUCAAUAGGGAAGAAUGUCCCAUUUGAAGAGGACCACCAACUUUGAACUCAAGCACUGGUUCUGUCAAUUGCUGGUUUCUGGAAAGUUUAUCGGCAAAGGAGCUAUUGUAGAUUCCGGGCCAGAAUACAGUAUCCAAAAUGUAUUGGGUUGUCAUGAGAAGGGACAGCCAUCGACCGUAACAUUCAACUGUGUGAUAAAGCUAUGAAAUCAAAGUUGUUUGGUUCUCUUAGUCCAAAUUAUUGAGGUUACUGAAUGCCUUGAGAUAUUCUUUUCCUUCUAUUGUUUCUUCUUCUUCUUCUUCUUCUUAUUCACAUCAUAGCUAAAUUCCAAGGGCCAUAAACCCGCUAUUUGUGUUACACACCAUAAUUUAUCAUCAUCAUCAUCAAACAGUAAGAAGUGAAACAAUGAUGACUAUUAAAAUUUAACAGAAAGAUAUACACCAUUUUCAGUUAUACAGAUUAUGAACAUGACACAUUUGCAAAGAGAAUUGAGCCAAUGUCUUCUAUAUGAACCUCGUAUUCUUAUCAUUUUCCAAAAUCGUGUGGGACAAAACUGAUAAUCAAAAGAUAGUUAAAAAAGAACCUUGGCCACUUUGAUGUGCGUGGCAAAACUACUGAACACCUAGAUCAUAGGAUACCCAUGAGCAAAUUUCCCAGCCUCUGGGGAAAAUGGUUUAUUCUACAUAAUAUACAAGUCCACGAAAUAGCGGAACAGAAUUACCUCCCACUCCAGAGACAACGCAACAAAUUAGCCUUGUCGAUAGCUGCCUGGAAAUCUGAAUUUGCCCCCACCAAGUCGGUAUCCUUGUGUGGCUGCAGCUUGGAUAUUUGUACGAAAAUGACAUCUAUCCAUCUUUGAUCAGAAUUGCCUUGGAUUCAAAACCUUGCAGCCUUGCAUCACUACAGCUCAUUCUGCUGGACAACUAUGGCGCCCGAGUUAUUUACCCCGAAUAGGCCUUCUCUCAAGACGACAUACUCACAAGAUGACUUGGGUAAAUGAGGUGCAAAAACGACACUGAUAUACCUCCUGGUUCUUGUAGACAGAAUAUCACCAUCAUCCUCUCCAAUGAUUUCAUCAUUUCUAGAUAAGAACAGCCUCGUAUUCACACAAUUCGCCCACGAUAACCCGAGAGCAGCACAAACCUUCCGACCUGAGGAAUACAGCCAACCCGAAUUCCCAAUCCUCAUACCAUCUGAAGAACUUACAUUAUCAGUAACCUGAUUAGUCACCACAACAGCCAACCCAAACCGCCUGGCCUGUGCCUUCAACUUGCUCGAAAUCUUGAAGAACAAACCCGACCGCCUCUUCAAAUCACUCGGGUUAUUAUCGAAUUCAGAACGAAACAAAGCAGCAAUCGAAUCAAUCACAAUAAGUUUAAUCGGGAAACGGGUCUGAGGGGGAGGCUUUAUGAGGGCAGAAUCUAUGCGGGACAAUAAAUCGAGCAGGUGAUCUGCAGAAUGCAGAGGAUGAAUAAGGAUGUUAUCGAGCGGAUUACGGAGACUGGGGUGGGAGAAGGCGAGCUGCUGGAGGCGGCGGAAGGGGAAAGGGAACUCGGAGUGGAGGUAAAGGGAGGAGGCGGAGAGGCCGCCUAGGGCAAUUGGGAGUUGGGCGGUGAGGAGGAGUUGGAGGGAGAGUUGGGUCUUGCCGCAGCCGCUUUCGGCUACGAUUUCGGUGAUGGAAUUGCAGGGGAUUCCGCCGUGGAGGAAACCGUCGAGGAUCGGGCAGCCGGCGGUGCAUUUGGGAGUGUGGGUUGGGAGAGGGUGCGGGCGGAGGAGGGAUUCGGGAUUCAUCGGCGCCGCAUUUGAAAAAAGUUUGAAAAGUC